Messenger RNA from Plasmodium malariae, 873 nucleotides. RefSeq names its product conserved Plasmodium protein, unknown function. The transcript has 3 exons. The coding region runs from base 1 to 873 and encodes 290 amino acids. The record is from RefSeq and is a predicted model, not a curated record. Lineage: Eukaryota; Apicomplexa; Aconoidasida; Haemosporida; Plasmodiidae.
AUGCUCCACUUUUUUAGCAGUUCUUACAGGGAAUGUACCAUUUUUAAAAAGAAACACUAUUACAAUUCCUUUUUUUUUUUGAAGAAAUCUAUUAGCUAUACACAAUACAAUAUAAAAAAUACGGACUCAAAUUAUUACUUGUAUGAAUUAUACAGAUCUAUAGAGAACUGUAAAAAUGGAAAUUUGUUAUAUAGGUUAAGUCAUAAAGCACUAACUUAUCAAAUACAUGAUUUGUAUUUAUGGAGAUUAAUUGAACAAAAAUUUUAUGAGUUACAUAAAGAGUUAACACCAAAGGAAAUAUCAUCAAUUAUAAACUAUUUUAAACAAAUAAAAAUUAAUGAUAGUAAAAUAUAUGAAAACAGUAUUGAUAUAAUAUUAUCAUCCAUUCAUACUUAUUCCCUUCAUGAUUUGUCCGUAAUAUGUUUAUCAUAUACGUAUUUUAAUAACAAGGUAAAUACAGUUUUCAUUAAUAAAAUAGCAGACGCAAUAAUAAAGUUAUAUGAACAAGAAAAAAGUACUAUUCAUAAACUUACUAAAAAGGAAUUAUACAGACUGCUCAUUUCUUAUGUACAUAUUAUUGGAGCAUACAGUAAAAUAAGGCAUAAAAAUAUUGAAUUAUUUAAAAUAGCUUCUAUAUAUAUUUAUGGUGCCCUAACCACUGAUAUAACUAUUCCCGCCAAAAUUAUUAUAAAAAUAAUUAAUUCCUAUUCCAAUGUAAAAAUUAAGCAUAGUAAAAUAUUUGACUUAAUCGCAAAAGAUAUACCUACUAUGAAAAUCACAGAUGAAGAAUUAAAAGUUAUAAAGCGCAAUUUCGAUGAACUAAAAUAUUCCAAUGAAACCCUUGAUAAGUACAUUCAAUACAGGCUGUCUUGA